Molecule: messenger RNA, 1962 nt
Organism: Spodoptera littoralis (African cotton leafworm)
Lineage: Eukaryota; Metazoa; Arthropoda; Insecta; Lepidoptera; Noctuidae
Source: the annotation of a GenBank genome assembly
AUGUUGAUAUUGACUAUUUCACAUAUUACUCUUCUACCAUCCAAGGAGUUUGGACUUAUAAGACAUAUCCAAAAACAUGCAAUGAACUUCUCCCCGGCCCGGUAUUGGUUGAGUCUGUACUUCUGGGACCUACUGCUGUACUGGAUACUGGUCGGUAUAAUGAGCUUCGUAAUGAUCGCCAUCAUGGUCGCCACUAUACCUAUGACACAUAUGAAGUAUGUCGAUCUAAUUAUAGUUCCUUUCAUGUUGACUGUGUAUGGGAUUGGAUGUGUGCCUCAAGCCUACAUCUUCAGUUUGGGACCUCGGAUGGCUCUGAAUACUAUGACAUUUGUCAUCGUCAACCUUGUUUUUGGUGAAACGACAAUAUUAGCAAAAAUAUUCUACGGCGAUGUUUUCAGUUACGCCGUGGACUUUAUGAGUCUCUCUCCUCAAUUCAAUAUGGCGUACGCCUUUGUGAAGAUAAAGCAGAUAUUUUUGUACAACAGCGAGUGUGUCAUAUUCGAGAGCAGGAAUCUUUGUCCACUUAAUACAUUUCAUAAAUGCUGCCAAAAAUGCGGUGUUCUCCAAGACUGUUUCUCGAGAAAAAGUUAUUUCACCCGCUACCCUGGAGUGGUCAUGGAAGUGAUUGCGACGUGCACUACAGCUGUCUUCUUCACUGUUCUACUUCUGCUCAUUGAAUAUAGAAUAUUCUACCGUUUAUGGAAUUAUGGGACUGUUAAGUUAGGUAACAGGGACAAACCUCAGGUUGAAUUGCGGACACCUGGCAGUGAACGAGAGAAGUUUGACGUGUUCAACAAGAGGCAACAGAUCGGGAAAACUAAACACAAUGAAAAGGUGGACACUUUCGGAGACUAUGUGUUGGCAUCAAAUGUGGCAAAGAAAGUUGGCAAUUUCUACGCGGUCCACAACGUGUACCUCGGGAUUGGAAGAGGAGAAGCAUUGGCAUUGUCUGGACUCAAACAACAGGGACGUAACACGCUGGGUGAAAUACUGGCGGGGUACAAGACACCAGAUGUAGGCAACGUGUGGGCCAUGUCAAAAUAUAAACUGAGAACACAACCGCAUAAGUAUAGUCAGCAAGUAUCCAUCAGCUGCGAACGCGACCUGCUACCUUCGUGGAUGGUGGCCAGAUCCGCUCUGGAACUCAUUGCUGCACUGCGAGGAGUGCCUCGCAAGUUCAUAAAAGAUGAAGUUAAAAACUAUAUCAUGGCUCUUGAAUUACAAGAGCUUUCAAAACAGUAUGUUGAACACAUUCACGCGAACGAUCUUACUCGCCUGCACUUUGCUGCGGCAGUGAUUGGAGCACCUCCUAUCAUCGUGCUGGAUGAGUGCACUGCCUACCAGGAACAUUCUGUGAGACGAGCCAUGUACUCCAUUCUCAACGUGCUUAGGAAGAGAGGGCAUGCUAUCUUCAUUAGUUCUAGCAGCAUCGAGAGCCACAUGCCAGUGACAAACAAACUGGCCAUCAUGCUGGACGGUCAUAUUUUUGACGUGGAUUCUGUUGACAACAUGGUAGAGCGAUACAGUGAGAAGGGAUACACCGUCGUUGUGCAUCUCAAGGACGAGGUCGAUGUCACUAUUAUGUUCGCAAGAUACUUCAGGAAUUUUGUUCUCAAUGAUACAACAGAGGUCCUUGUAAACAUCCAAGUACUGGACUCAGACUUAACUUGGGCGGGAAUAUUUGAAAAAAUGGAGGCUUUGAAAGCUGAAAACAGAGAAGUCUACUCAUACAUAAUCACUGUAAUCCCUAUAGAUUAUAUUUACAACACAAUAAUUAACCAGAGCACUGGUAACUAUCGGGCCAAAGGAGUCUGUUCCUGGAAGUGGAUUAAAAAAGUAAUGUCUAUCAAGCCACAGAUCGUGCCCAAAAAGAAGGCUCUAAAUAAACUGGUUCCAUUUGAACAAAAGUAUGAUAUUACAAGACUGAAAGAGCUCCCUUGGUCUGUUAUGUUUCAUAGAUAA